Molecule: messenger RNA, 4289 nt
Organism: Solanum stenotomum
Lineage: Eukaryota; Viridiplantae; Streptophyta; Magnoliopsida; Solanales; Solanaceae
Exons: 15
Coding region: 516-3917 (1133 amino acids)
Molecular function (GO): phosphatidylinositol binding
Source: RefSeq, a predicted model, not a curated record
AGCAUGAGUUAUUGCCCAACAGAAUUCAAGGUGUGAAAUGACGAAAAUAGACACAUGACACGUUUAUUGCCCCUUUUCAAGUUUCGAAUCAAUCAAACCGGACGAUCCCGUCACUCCCCCCAUUCCCCACGCGGCGUUCCUUCCUCUUCUUCACGCCAUCAAUCAAAAACUUUGAAGCACUAGUUAAACUUGCACCACUCCCAUUCAGUUGAACAUUUCGCUUACAGAGAAGUUAGAGCGAGAAAAAGUUUUUUUCUAGAGAGAGAAAACAUCACUGGUACCUCCAAAACCUAUCAAUCUUCGCUUAUUCAUUUUCAUUACAUUGGGGAUUGUGUUUUGUUGAUUCUACAGCGUGAUCUUAUGCGAAUGAGAAUGUGGGCCGAUUUGUUGCUGUUUCAAUUGAUGAGAAUUGGGAAAUUCAGAAGUUGAAUUGGUUGAGUUCUGUUUCUGUUUAUUGUGAAUUGGAUUGAAGGUUGUUGUGGUGGUGUGAAGGAUUUGAUCAGGGGAGGUCCGACAUGAGCACCACCCAAGGGCAGGCCGUGACGGUUCGGGACCUCAUUGAAGAAGCUAAAAAGCGGAUUGUAAUCUUGCUCCUAUGUGUUAUUGGACUUUCGUAUAUCAUGUCUCUAACGAGCUCUUCAGUUUUUAUCAACUUGCCUGCUGCUGCUCUCCUAAUUGUUGUGCUUCGCUAUCUAUCUCUGGACUUUGAUGCACGAAUAAAAGCUGCUACAUAUAAAAGCAAGUCAUCCUCAUUAAAUAGUACUAUUCAGAAGAAACAGUUAGAUGGUCCAAGAACAGUUAAUGAGAAGUCUGAUUGGAGGAAAAAAGUAGAUUCACCUGUUGUGGAAGAUGCAAUUGACCACUUCACCAGACACAUAGUCUCUGAGUGGGUGACAGAUCUCUGGUACUGCCGUAUUACUUCUGAUAGACAGGGUCCAGAGGAACUUGUGCAGAUCAUGAAUGGUGUGCUAGGGGAAAUUUCAUGUCGGAUGAGAUCCAUCAAUCUUAUAGAUCUUUUAACAAGGGAUAUUGUCAGUCUAAUAUGCACUCAUUUGGAACUGUUCCGUACAUGCAAAUUGAGGAUUGAGAAAAAGAAUUCAAGAUCCUUGACUAUAGAAGAGCGAGAUCUGGAACUUAAACUGACGCUGGCUGCAGAUGACAAGUUACAUCCGGCUUUGUUUUCUCCAGAAGCUGAACACAAGGUUCUCCAGCAUCUUAUGGAUGGUCUCAUUUCGUUCACGUUCAGACCAGAGGACUUGCAGUGCUCUUUAUUUCGAUACAUUGUGAGGGAGCUUCUUGCUUGCGUUGUGAUACGACCAGUACUGAAUUUAGUUAACCCUAGGUUCAUUAACGAGAGGCUUGAAUCUCUAGCUAUUUCCUUAAAGAAGGCUGAUAAAGGACCUACUGCAGCUCAAACAGAACAGGAAUCAAGUCCAAGUGUAUCUGAAAAGGUAUCAGCAGAUCAUUUUUCUGGGGUGUUGGAUUCUUCUGCGAAGGGUCUCGAACUUGUUCAGUUUAGAAGGGACCAAACUAAUGAUACUAUGGAGAAUAAUACGAUGAACAAUGGGAAUGGAUCAGAUUUGUCAAAGGAUCCUUUGCUUUCGAUUGAUACACGGUCUACUCGUUCUUGGAGUUCUUUGCCGUCACAAACCAACACAGAUGAUGGGAGAGGUCUCCAGAAACACCGCUCUGGAGGAGAGUGGGGUGAAAUGCUAGAUUUGGUGUCACGUCGAAAGACUGAAACCCUGGCUCCAGAGAACUUAGACAACAUGUGGACAAAAGGAAGAAACUAUAAAAGGAAAGAAGAGGGCAAUCUAGCAUCAGAUUCACUCCAACAGAAUUCUUUGCUAGGGGCACCUAAAUCACAGGAGCACUUGAAGGGAAUGCUAAGACCGAAAGAGAGUGAGAGGGAAAAUAAGGUUAACGUGAACCAUUAUUUGAAUGCUAAUACCCAACCUUUUCAAUAUCAAGAGGAAGAUGAGCACAACUCAGAUGAGGUCGAAUCAGAGAGCACUAGUUCUUACACUACUGAUGAUGAGGAACCUAUUAGUGUGACAGGUCUUGAUUCUCCUGGUAAUAAAGUGUGGGAUGCAAAAAAUAGAAGGAAUACCAAUCACAUUCAUCAUCCACUUGAAAGUAAUGCUGGUCAUAAGACAAGAAAGGGAAAAGCUAGCAAAGGUCAUAUUCGCUCUAAGCACUUAAAUAAAGUACCAUCUGCGAGGAAAAAAUCCAGAGCAAGUAGCCAAACAGAGCAUGUAUGGCAAGAGAUUCAAAGAUCGAGCUUCUUAUUAGGGGAUGGACAUGAUAUAUUAAACUCUAAAGAUAAUGAGAAACCAGAUGUUCUGAGCGAUCACUCUGAUUCAGAAAUGCCUGGUAGAAUUUCAAGUGGCACCAAUGCAUCAUCAUCUUCUUUGUCAAGCAGCGUUCUCACUAAUCAGAAAAUGGAUGCUAAUUCUGUUAAAAGUUCUAUAAUUGCUGAUUCCUUUUUGAAGUUAACAUGUGAGGUCUUGAAUGCCAAUAUUGUAAAGAGUGGCUCAAAAACUUUUGCCGUUUAUUCCUUAUCUGUUACAGACGUGAACAAUCAUAGCUGGUCCAUCAAAAGAAGGUUUCGUCAUUUUGAGGAGCUACACAGACGUCUUAAGGAGUAUCCUGAGUACAAUCUUCAUUUGCCACCCAAACAUUUUCUCUCUACAGGUCUGGAUGUUCAAGUCAUUCGAGAACGAUGCAAAUUUCUUAAAGAAUAUAUGAAGAAACUGCUGCAGCUCCCAAGUGUUUCCAACUCCAUUGAGGUUUGGGACUUCCUCAGUGUUGAUUCGCAGACAUAUAGCUUUUCGAAUUCCCUUUCCAUAAUCGAUACAUUACCAGUUAACCUGGAUGAUACAGUACACAAAGUAAAUAAAGAACCUCUGCCCAAGAUUGGCCCAAGAACUGAUAUCAUAUUCUCCACGGCAGAGCAUGAUGCUGAAAGGAAGGAGCGAGUCUUGAUGCAUCAUCCUGUGGUGGAUGAAUCAAGAUAUGGCAAAAAAUAUGUCACACUGUCCCCUCCAAAAAGACCCACCAAAGGAGCUUUUGAGGAUUCAAGUAGUGGUUCCGACAAUGUACAAACAAAUAAAGUUCCAAUCCCAGCCACAGGAACGACGCUAAAAUCAGUUGAAACUAAUUCACAUGCCUCACAUAGAUCAUCCGAUUCCUUUGUUGAUGCUCCUGUUGAUUCCUCCCUUCCCGUAGAGUGGGUGCCUCCACAGGUAAGUGCACCAGUUCUAGACCUGGUUGACGUCAUUUUUCAGCUCCAAGAUGGUGGAUGGAUCAGGAGAAAGGCAUUCUGGGUGGCGAAACAGGUUUUACAAUUGGGAAUGGGUGAUGCAUUUGAUGACUGGCUGAUUGGGAAAAUCCAGCGUCUGCGCAGGGGUUCAGCAGUUGCUGCAGGCAUUAGACGUAUUGAGCAGAUUCUAUGGCCUGAUGGAAUAUUCAUAACAAAGCAUCCAAGUCGACAACGUCCUACACCAUCUGCCAGUCAAUCUGUUGGUGGUUCUCCAUCAAACCAACCUCCUACUCCAUCUGCCAGUCCAAUCGUUGGUUCUCCACAAAACCGACCUACUCCAUCAUCAUCACCAACGGUAGAGGAUAUCCAGAAACUGGAUGAGAUGCAACAGAAGGAAGCUGAACAGCGUGCUAACCUUGUAUAUGAGCUGAUGAUUGAAAAAGCGCCUGCUGCUAUUGUCGGACUAGUUGGUCACAAGGAAUAUGAACAAUGUGCAAAGGAUCUUUAUUACUUCAUCCAGUCAUCUGUGUGUCUAAAGCUGUUAGUCCUUGAUCUUGUUGAGCUGCUACUGCUGUCUGCUUUCCCAGAGCUGGAUGGCGUAUUCAACACAUUGCAUCAAGAGAAGAGGAAGUUUGGAGAGCUCAAAAUAGAUUAGUGUGUGCGAAUAUCGAGACAGUUGGUCCAUCUUUUAGAGAAAAUUAUAUCAAAAAAAAAAAAAACCAAAAAGUUUUUUCUUUUGUAUUUUCUUUCGCCGUGUCCCUCCUGGGAACUGAUUUCUGCAUACAAAUUUCUUUCCCUUUGGCACUCCCCGGGAAUCGAUUUUUUGCAUACAUGUCUUGUACGCUAGUUGUUAACCGGCAUGGAAAUUUUUUCUUUAGAAACACAAACUGUUAAAGUUGAGUUGGAAUCAUUUUCCUUGAGGGCAUGUAAAUUAGAUAUUUUUUUGGGAAGAUUGUAAACUAUAUUUUGACCAAUACCCUUGUAAAUAUCAGUAUAGCAUACAUACAUUCUUCAGCAACUUUGUAUU